AUGAUCGGAUAUAUCUACCGCAUUAUCCACCUUGAGAGUGACAUCCAAUACGUUGGAAGUACGUUCAAUGAGCCACGCAAGCGUUGGCAAGCACACAAGUCUGCAUUUGUACGAUGGACCAAAGACAAUCAAGGCACCGUUUCCAUCUUUCCUUACUUUCAAGAGUAUGGCAUCGAUCAGUUCAAGCUGAUUCCAAUCAAAAGCUAUGAUGUAGCUGAUCGCAAAUGUCUUAUAGCUAUGGAACAACUUUGGAUCAGCAAACUUCGGUGUAUUAACAAAAAUAACCCAUUUUGUAUUAAAAAGCUUUAUAAAAAACAUUUAUAUACAGCCAAUAAAGAAUCUGACAAAGAUCGCACGGCACUGAAUGCCAAACAGAAGAUUUAUAACAAGGCUAAUGAAGACAGUAUCAAAGCUCGUAGAAGACAAAAAUAUCAGUGUGAAUGCAGCGGUCGCUAUAGCUACGGUUGUAAGACAGCUCACCUUAAAACGAAGAAGCAUCAACGGUGGUUAAAUGCUCAAUAA
Molecule: messenger RNA, 522 nt
Organism: Phytophthora sojae
Lineage: Eukaryota; Oomycota; Peronosporomycetes; Peronosporales; Peronosporaceae
Exons: 2
Coding region: 1-522 (173 amino acids)
Source: RefSeq, a predicted model, not a curated record